UUUUGUGUCCAAAAUCUGUGAUGUGGAUUUCUUUUCUUUGAUUAAAGAAGAGUGUCAAUGAAGUUGAGCUAGAGCAAUGGUUGAGGACAAUGUUGGAAGCUGCCAAAACACUCAAUGAGACCCCUGUGGUCCUCUCUCAUGAGUAGUAAACCCCAAGUUAAAAUUCCAGCACAUCUCUCUCUCUCUCUCAAUAAAAUAAAGUACACUUCAUCUAUGUCACAAGUAGAGAAAAAGCAGAAAACUUAGAAAGACUUGUGUACGUAGAAGAGGAAUACUAGUACUUUUCUAUGUUUAGUUGGAGAAAGGCUAGGGAAAAAGAAAAGAAAGCCAGUAUUAGGAUCCAGGACACAAUUAUAUAUAGAGAGAGAAUGAGUUGGGGGAGUUGAGUAGUGAUGAGAUGGGACAUCAUUGCUGCAGCAAACAAAAAGUGAAGAGAGGGUUGUGGUCUCCUGAAGAAGAUGAGAGGCUCGUCAAACACAUCACCACCCAUGGCCAUGGCUGUUGGAGUUCUGUUCCUAAACUAGCAGGUCUCCAAAGGUGUGGAAAGAGUUGCCGAUUGAGGUGGAUAAAUUACUUGAGGCCAGAUUUGAAAAGGGGAUCUUUUACCGAACAAGAAGAAAGAGUCAUCAUCGAUGUUCAUAGAAUUCUAGGCAAUAGAUGGGCUCAGAUAGCCAAACACUUGCCUGGUAGAACUGACAAUGAGGUGAAGAACUUUUGGAACUCAUGCAUCAAGAAAAAGCUCAUUGCACAAGGCUUAGACCCCAACACUCACAAUCUCCUCUCUUCCCACAAAAUCAAUGGCCACAGCAACAGUACUUCUGCAACCAAAAUGUCCCAUCAAAACACCUCAUCAGUUUUCUCCAUAAGUACUUCUUCACAUAGCAAUAAUGAUGCUUAUUUGGACAUGAAAACACCUUUUGUAACCUUACCUAAUUGUCUCUCGCCUUCUCAUCGUACUAAUUCUACCAAUCACAUUCCUAUCUCAUUGUAUGAAAACUCAACUAUUACAACUACUACUGUUGCUACUGCUGGUACCUCCACCGCCUUAGAGUACCCAAACCCUAACUUUGCUUCAAGUUUCAGAAAUCAAAACACGCAUUCUCUGAUGGAGUUUGGCAGCCGAUGUUCAAUGGAAAUGGCAACGCUUCCAUCCUAUUCCUUAAACCCGUCCGGGUUUGGUAUUCUUGAUGAGAAUUGCAUAUGGAGUUGUAAUAAUAGUACUACUGGAUUGGAAGGCUUUGAACCGACGCGGCGAGAUAUGAUAAUGCAGGUACAACAGGAUCAACAACAAGAGCCACAACAAGCAAGGGCUAAAUUUGAAGGGCAGCAAAACACUAACAUGGAGAAUUUAUUGAUUGGAAACAUGAGCUCUAACUUUGAUUUUGAUUUUGUUGAGUCUGCACUUAUGCCUUGUGGAUUGUAUGGAAAUGUGAGUCCCAUGGAUGAUCAACUUGCAUGGGAUUAAUUGUUGAUCAAUAUUUCACAUUCAUGUAUUCUUUUGCCCUUUUAAUUUGUUCAUAUUCUUACAUUUUACUUUUGAGUCUUCAUAAUUAAUCUUCAAAAAAUUAGUGUGGUGUGUUAAUAGCUAGAACUGAUCUUUAUCUUAAUUAUUAUAAAUGGCCAAUAUCUAUUCCUCUCGA
This is a messenger RNA of Rhododendron vialii, 1640 nucleotides long. Its product is annotated as transcription factor MYB3-like. Bases 398 to 1465 code for a protein of 355 amino acids. The record is from RefSeq and is a predicted model, not a curated record. Lineage: Eukaryota; Viridiplantae; Streptophyta; Magnoliopsida; Ericales; Ericaceae. The transcript has 2 exons.